AAGAGGCUACAAAGUAUGUACGUAGUAAUAGUGAUUUACACAAAGAACAGCACAAGCUUUCAAUGGAGAAGAAGUCAUCUUGCAUUUUUGUUUUAUUUUUCUUCAUUCUUCUGUUACAAUUACAAUCAGAUGAUGGUGUAUUUACAAAAUCCAAAGUUAUCAUUCUUGAUGAGUUAGAUAUAGUGAUGGCUCCGUGCUUUGUCGCCUAUUCAUCACUGCCUCUUCAGCAUUCACUUGAUAACUCUUUCUCUGCCAUUAAUGUUUCUUCUGGUGAAAACAUAUUUUUCUCGACGAGUGGAAAACUAUCAAGUGAGUUACAACAGUCAUCUCUGGUGUUCACUGAUCCUACUCGAGCAAGAUUUCGGGCAAUUAAUAGGUAAUAUUUUUUUAUUUAUUUUUGCCACAUUAAGAUUUUAUAUUAUUUAAAAAAAUUAAAAUCAUCAAGAUAAAAUUGGAAAUGAAUUUUAAAAUAAAUUAAAUAAUAGUGCUCCGGUUGCCACGUCAUUA
Molecule: messenger RNA, 507 nt
Organism: Mercurialis annua (annual mercury)
Lineage: Eukaryota; Viridiplantae; Streptophyta; Magnoliopsida; Malpighiales; Euphorbiaceae
Exons: 2
Coding region: 63-380 (105 amino acids)
Source: RefSeq, a predicted model, not a curated record